This is a messenger RNA of Aphanomyces astaci, 930 nucleotides long. RefSeq lists its product as hypothetical. The record is from RefSeq and is a predicted model, not a curated record. Lineage: Eukaryota; Oomycota; Saprolegniomycetes; Saprolegniales; Verrucalvaceae. The transcript is spliced from 2 exons. The coding region runs from base 1 to 930 and encodes 309 amino acids.
AUGCCUUCGGAUGAACCAUCAGCCAUCUUUGACCGUGUGUGCGAUCAUGUCCAAAUCCUAUGGCCUGGGACUGGUGCAAUUACCGCAAUCAGGCUGAAGAUAUCCGACCGCCUCUUGGUGUCGUCACCUAUCCCGAUGCAUGCUGGUGAAGUGGACUUCAUUGCGGACGAACGCGCAGUGGAGAGAAUGGGAAAAACAUGGCACCAGUAUCUCGUUCACUGGGCCCGACCUCAUCUAUUGGCGUGCACGCGAUCAUGGGUGAUAAGCCGCUUUAUGAAAUAUUGUCCCGAAGCGUUCGGUGUGUACACGCGUUGGCGACAACAUCCUGGCAACUUAACGUACUCCGAAUACCGAGUACGCGACGCUCAGUUUUUGGAAUUUGGUGAAAAUCCAACAAAAACCUGCCUUUUUCAAGCGUUCAAAAUUAUCAGCGACAAGUCGAGCCUGCAUUUACGCGCCACUGCAGCCGAUUUGGUAUUAGUUAUGACAACGAACACCAUCCCACUGUCCCAUGGCAUUCCCCAAUCCAAGUUACGUGCCUUUGUCCAGUUUCUGUUCGCGAGGGGGCUCCGGAUUUGUUUGAAGAUGUUUGCGUCUGAGUUGCUUACCAAUCAAAGUGGCGACCCGAAGUUGGAUCUGUACCGUAUUGUCCUCGCGGAAGGCAACGGCAUGUUUCUAGUCACAACCGUAUCAGGCCACACCACCCAUGUAUGGGUAUUGACGUGCGUUGGCUCCGUGUCCGAGUUGGCAGAUGCUGAAGGAACGAUCGGGGUCGGUGAACUCCCUAGCGUUGAUUUUGUUCGCGCAGACCGGCGCAUCUCGGAUAUGUACAAUUUGCAGAUAGAUGCCCACGGUCCACACGAAAUGGCCACGGGGUUGGCGUGGCUGUCGUGUGACGUCGCACGCAGGAUGCACAUACACCGCGCUUGA